This is a messenger RNA of Paramecium sonneborni, 334 nucleotides long. NCBI's taxonomy places the organism in Eukaryota, Ciliophora, Oligohymenophorea, Peniculida, Parameciidae. The record is from the annotation of a GenBank genome assembly.
AUGGAGCUGAAAAAAGGUGAAAAAGUGAAAUACAUUAAGGAUGGUGAAAUAAGAAAAAUGUAAGGCUGUUUUAUAUGAUAAUAGAGAAUCAAUUAAUGAUAUGAUGAAAGAACUAAGAUAUAGAGUGGUUUAGAUUAAUAAAAAUGCCUGAGAUGGGAAUAAGAAUAGUAUAAAAUUUGGAAAGUUUAUAGGAAUUAAUCGCUGGAGGGAUUUGUAAUUAUUAUAAUAACAAAAUUGGGAUAUAUAGGAACAUUUUGGAAGUAUUAAUAUAUAGUAUAAUUAGAAAAUCAAAAGUAUUUUAUAGAGGAUAAUAUUUGAUGGAAUAAAAUUAUGA